Messenger RNA from Rubroshorea leprosula, 771 nucleotides. Lineage: Eukaryota; Viridiplantae; Streptophyta; Magnoliopsida; Malvales; Dipterocarpaceae. The record is from the annotation of a GenBank genome assembly.
AUACAUGAAUAAACUCAAUUGUGUUUGUCACGCCCCAAAACCCGAAUUCGAGGCGCGACAGACGCCGUGCACUCGUGAGAGGGUCCCACAAAUGCACAAGGCUCGGAACUUAUCCAAAUCACAUCUGAUACCACCAAAUCUCAAGAUAAAAUUUUUACAAUCUACUCUGAUAUCAUAAAAUCUCCAAAUACACUCUAGCUUACAGGAUCAUAAUCUAUAUCAAAUUACAGGUGGCUAGCCUUCUAACUCGUCACUCCCCUUGGUUUCCCUCGUCCUCGGUUUCGAUUCCUGAAAUGGUGGACAAGGAAAACUAUGAGAUAAUUCAGUAAGUAAAUAUGGAUAGCCCUGGGGUAAAACUUUUAAGCAUGCCAGAUAAACAGUUUAAUAUAACCAAAACGCUCAGUGACAAAAUCAGAUUCAGUUCAAUUGCAAAGCAUUCAUGACAAACCGUUCAUGCAGAAUAAAACUCAGUUCAAUAGUCUCAUCUAUAAGUCAUGGCCAGUGUUUAACACACUCCCACUGGCAGACGUCAGUAAUGGUGCCAGUGUUUAACACACUCCCACUGGCAGGCGUCAGCAAUAGUGCCAAUGUUUUAUCCCAUUGGCAGGACGAACCGGUUCUACAGAAAUACAUGUCGACAUGUGCUAGCGUUUACAGCUCCCACUAGCGGGCGUCGGUAAUCAUGACUAUAUCCGAGACAAAACCAUGCAGGAUUUCCAAAAAUCCAUAAUUCACAAUCAAUCUCAAAUCUCAGAAACAAACCAGAAAAUU